Messenger RNA from Penicillium chermesinum, 2883 nucleotides. Its product is annotated as Oxo-4-hydroxy-4-carboxy-5-ureidoimidazoline decarboxylase. The record is from RefSeq and is a predicted model, not a curated record. NCBI's taxonomy places the organism in Eukaryota, Fungi, Ascomycota, Eurotiomycetes, Eurotiales, Aspergillaceae. Gene Ontology annotation, molecular function: protein binding. The transcript has 6 exons. The coding region runs from base 1 to 2883 and encodes 960 amino acids.
AUGUUAGGACCGGCGGAACCAGGAGUUGAAACCAGAAGACUACGAAUAACACAUACUCUCUCCCUGUGCCACCCGUCGACCUAUUUUUGGCCAAGGCGCAAUAAGCUUUAUUCUGGGUUGGAUUCUAGAACCGUGCGCGCCGCCGCGCCGCCGCGCCGAUCCCCGCGCGGAGUAUCUACGUCGGCGAGCCCCGAUAGGCAUACUUAUUGCGCCAAUCCCCCAGCAAGAGUCCUCCAAACCACAUCAUGGCUGAUCUCCCUCCCCUGUCCUCGCUGCCCUCGCUCCCCCAGGAGGACCAAUUUCGCGUGCUGGACACGCUCUUCGAGUCCUCGCCGGAGAUACACCAGCUCAUGGCCCCCCGUGCUGUCCGGCCAGACAUUCACCUCCUAUGGCGGCCUGAUCGAUGCGGUAGGGGGGCGCAUGUCCGCGCUAUGCGCCGCAAACUCCCCCACCGAUCGCGACAUCCUGCAUGGCAUUCUGGGGUCGCACCCCCGGCUGGGCCGCGCACCCGCCAAUCCCGAGCACCUGAGUGAACUGAGCAAGAAGGAGCAGGCGCAAUUGAAUACCGGCGCGGAGGAGCAGGCUGAGAAGCUGGCAGCGCUGAAUGCUGAGUACGAGGCCAAGUUCCCUGGUUUACGGUUUGUCUUAACACAAGCACACGAACGGCGCUAUUUCUUAACUCCGCCGGCCUCGGAUGUUGCGUCGGGCUCCAGCAACAGCCAGAAUGACGGCCAGCGGAACAGUCGACGCCCGGCUGGUGGCCCGCUGGUCAGACAAUCAACUUCGCACACGCUGCAGGAGACCCGCGCCGAGUCUAACGCCAUUGAUCCGUUGUCACAGACCGAUCCCCGCCGCAGACCUUGUGCUAACGUUGCUCUGUUUCUCUCCCAUCAUAGAUAUAGGGUAUCGCUACUCAAUCGCAUUAUUGGCAAGAAAAACAAUCCGCUGUCCGAGCCUGAGGAUGAAACCUCAGAGACAGAGGAGAAUCGCAUGUCUGCCGACCAGUCGCAUCCGACCAGCUUCAUACCGCGACACCUUGCGCCGGCUCGCUAUCUCAAAGUACGCGCACACUAUAAAAAGGAUAAAACAUUCGACCACGUAUUCGAGGCCCAGGAACUACAGGGCGCUGCCCCAGAACGCCCGGCAGAUCGACGGAAGUCUGCUUCGUCAAAUAUCUCCAAGGGCGAGAGUCAUGGAAAAGCUAUUUGGGCAUUGGCAUUCUCAAAAGAUGGGAGGUACUUAGCGGCGGCUGGCCAGGACAGGAAGGUUCGCGUUUGGGCUGUCAUUACGUCUGCAGAGGAGCGCGAAAUGGCAAAGCUAGAAAGAGAGACGAGUCCAGAUGGGCAAGACCCUGUUCAUCUUUAUGCGCCAGUCUUCCAAUCCAAUCCUAUCCAAGUAUACGAGGCGCACACAGGGAGCAUUUUGGACCUAAGCUGGAGCAAAUUGCGCCUGUGGAGCAUUCCCGAUAAAAAUGUGGCUUACGUGACAACAGUCCCUGAUAUGAUAACCUCGGUGGCUUUUACCCCCGACGGCCGGCAUUCUCUGGCAGGGUGUUUGAACGGCUUGCUCAGUAUUCACGAUACGGAGGGCCUUAAGCUGUCAGGACAAAUUCACGUCCGCUCAGCCCGGGGCCGGAACUCGAAAGGUGCCAAAAUUACCGGCAUUGACACCAUCAAGGUACCACAGGAUGACCCCAAUGGAGAUGUCAAAGUGCUUGUCACCAGCAACGACUCCCGCAUUCGACUAUAUGAUCUUCGGGACCGGGUGCUGGAAGCUAAAUUCCGUGGGAAUGAGAACACGUGCAGUCAGAUCCGGGCUUCGUUUACGGAUGACGGAAAACACGUCAUUUGUGGAAGUGAAGAUCGCAGGACCUACGUCUGGCCCAUUGAGUCUCCGGAGCGGGACGCUGACAAGAGGCCAGUGGAGGUCUUUGAAACUCAGUCUACAAUUGUGACCGUCGCGAUCACAGCGCCGGCCAGAGCGAAGCAACUACUCAGCCUAAUCACCCGCAUAUAUGGCUCGUUCUACCCAUAUGGACGGCAACAUCAUCGUGAUAGCCGACUACUCGGGCAAGAUAAAAAUCCUUCGACAAGAUUGCGCAUAUCAGAAACGCCGCUACGAGAACUGGGAUCAGCACAACACUAUCUCUCGGCGCAUCCUGCGUCGCUCAAACUCCGCACGUCACAGUGUCGCCUCUUCCAUUGGCAAAGAUUCUACCCAGAAGACACCCUCCGAACGCAUCAUCUCGUGGCGGAACUCCGUCGUUCGCCAGGCGCGCUCCAGCCACGAGGGCUCGCGCUCUGGACUGCGCAGUCGCAGCCCCUCGCCGCAUCGACAGGGCACAACGCCCGUCUUCCGGCUCUCUUCCCCGUCCUUCCAGUCUGGGCCCCGGCGAGGCAUUAUCGGGCAUCGCCUCUCCAUCAGGGACGUCGCCAGUGCGACCUGGUAAGAAGUGGAGACCGGCAGCCGCAGAAGAAUGGACAGCGUGCGGAUGACCGUGCUUCGCAGGAGCUACAGGAUCUCCCGGCGUCAUCAGCCGAGCUAAUAUAUAGUGACAAGACUCAGGAGAAUCCUCUUUGGCUGCAGGGUGAUCAUAGCUAUGCGUACUGGCAGAAGAUCACACAAGACGCGAUGGCGAUCAAGUCUCGGCAGUCGAAUGACACGGAUCUUCUCAACCCGAACCACAUUCCCCCUGGUCUUGAACGCAAGUUGAGUACGGCUGGCAGUGUGCUCAGUAGUGAAUAUGAAUCCUCUGCCGUGGCCGAGGACGAGGAAGAUCUUAUGAGAUGUGAAAAUUGUCUUGGGACGAGUUUUCGAGGCGUCAAGGACCGCAGCGGAAAGCAGAAGUUGAUCUGUUCAAGCUGCAACCGGUUGGUCUCUUGA